AGCCAAACAAGACACUAGCAUAUCCGUUUUAGGACUUUAUUCCCUCUAUUACUGUCACAAAGGAAAAACCAAGGAGAGAAGCCCAAUUGAGAGACAUGCAUGCAAAGACGGACUCGGAGGCCACUAGCAUUGACGCGGCUUUAUCAUGGCCGCCGCGCUCUCCGCCACGUUCGGCGACUAGACCUCUUUACUAUGUUCAGAGUCCCUCCAACCACGACGUCGAGAAGAUGUCAUUUGGGUCGGGUUGCAGCCCGAUGGGUUCUCCGUCACACCCACAUUAUUACCACUGCUCACCCAUCCAUCACUCCCGUGAAUCCUCCACCUCUCGCUUCUCCGACCGCGCACUUUUCUCAUACAAGUCAAUCCUAGAAGGAAGCGGACGCCGCCGUUACAUCAACAGCGCCAUCGACGAAGAAACUGACGGCGGAGAUGACGACCCCUUUCGAAAUGUGCGUCUCUAUGGCUGCUUGCUACUCUCCUUGUUCCUCUUGUUCACAGUCUUCUCUCUCAUACUGUGGGGCGCUAGCAAAUCCUACCCUCCUAAAGUUGUGGUAAAGGGGAUGCUGGUGAGGAACUUUAACGUGCAGGCUGGGAACGAUCCUAGCGGAGUGCCCACUGACAUGCUGUCUCUUAAUUCGACGGUCAGGAUCUUCUACCGGAACCCCUCCACCUUCUUCGCCGUCCAUGUCACUGCUUCCCCUCUCCUCCUCCACUACUCCAACCUCCUCCUCUCCUCCGGUGAGAUGGAGAAGUUCACGGUGGGUAGGAAAAGCCGAAGGAAUAUAGCCACGGUGGUGCACGGCCAUCAGAUUCCCCUAUACGGCAGUGUCUCUCCCCAUCUCGACACACUGUCCCUGCCCCUCAAUCUCACUCUUGUCCUCCGUUCCAGGGCUUACAUUUUAGGCACACUCGUCACCUCCAACUUCCAUACAAGGAUCAUUUGCUCCUUCACUCUUAAUGUCAACCGCCUUCCCAAACCCAUGUCUCUUAUCCACUCAUGUACUCAUCACCACUGACCCACAUUGCACACCUUUGUGUGUUCUUUGGAUAUAUUUUUUUUUUCUAUAUUUUUUUAUCUUUUGCAAUCAAUCAAUCAACAAAUUCUUCCAGGAAUAUUGUUAAGGCCAAAAAAGUUGGUACAACUCAUCACAUAUAGGUAAAUGCAGAAAGGUUACAGUUCCACCGAGUUUAUUAACAUUCAAGAGUGAAGAACAAUGGGCCAAGAUUCUACCUAAAAAAAAAAAUCAGUGCCUAAAAUCAAACAUUAUCGGUAACUAAUGUACAAAUAUACUAUGAGUAGCCUUGGAAGUUGGAAUGAAGAGAACCUCCUGUAGGGAUGUCCAAACGGGUUUUCACUACCCAUUUACGUCCAAGCCCAUUUAAAUUUUCUGUCCAUUUAGAGCCCGUUUAAGUAAUAAUAUUAAAUGGGCUUCGCCGGGUUUGUCCACCUUUGUCCAUUUAAGUAACGGAUUUUGUUGUUAGUUUUGAUUGUAGGGUCUUUAAUUUGUUAAAAGCUUGUUGCUUGUGCUUUAUCUGGGUUCUUUGUUUAUGGGUUUAGAUUAUUUGUGUAAAAGCUUUCUCAUUUGUCAAAAGCUUGUUGCUUGUGCUUGAUCUGGGUCCUUAAGCUUGUGAUUUCAUCACGUGUAUAGUAUUGCACAAGAGGAGGGUUUUAGUUUAAUCAUGUAGAUUAUGAUGACGUUUGCUUUUAAUUUGGUUGGAAAAGUAUUAUUAAUCAAAGUCGCUCUUCUCUCUUUUGUUAACGUGUGUAGGGGAGGGGAUGAUGGUUUUGUAGCCGUUCGUUUGUAGUGGAAGAAUUGGAGAGGAUCGUGGCUUCUAUCAUCUCGGUCGAGCGGGUCAUGGUCUAGUUAUGUUUUAUAUGACAGGUUUCAUGUUUCAUUCAUUUUAUGAUGCAGAUAGGUUAUGUUCAUUUUUUUUUAAGUAAACGGGUUUUUAACGGGCUUUAAAUGG
Messenger RNA from Raphanus sativus (radish), 1968 nucleotides. RefSeq lists its product as uncharacterized. NCBI's taxonomy places the organism in Eukaryota, Viridiplantae, Streptophyta, Magnoliopsida, Brassicales, Brassicaceae. The record is from RefSeq and is a predicted model, not a curated record. The transcript has 2 exons. The coding region runs from base 96 to 1016 and encodes 306 amino acids.